Arabidopsis lyrata subsp. lyrata is the source of this 1997-nucleotide messenger RNA. RefSeq names its product lysine histidine transporter-like 1. Gene Ontology annotation, cellular component: plasma membrane. The record is from RefSeq and is a predicted model, not a curated record. The transcript is spliced from 9 exons. The coding region runs from base 200 to 1561 and encodes 453 amino acids. Lineage: Eukaryota; Viridiplantae; Streptophyta; Magnoliopsida; Brassicales; Brassicaceae.
CAUUUUUGAUCAUUAAAUAUGUAACAUUUAAAGUGGCCACGAUCCCUCCAUUGCGUCCGGGACUUGCAUACAAGUCAACGGAAAUAAGGUUGACUUUUGUAAUCUACAACUACUACAAGAGCAAAAUUUAUACAUAUCCGUCAUUUAUGAGAUUACCAGAGAACCAAAGUGUUUAGAAUUAUCACAUCUGUCGGGAAAAAUGUACAUUCAGAUGACAGAUGGAGUUCCUCCGCCGCUGGAGCAAAGUUCGUUAGACCACCGGAUUGAAGAGCUUGAGAGACAGAAAGAUAUCGACGAUUGGCUACCGAUAACUUCAUCGAGAAACGCGAAAUGGUGGUACUCCACGUUUCACAAUGUGACUGCCAUGGUUGGAGCCGGCGUCCUUGGUCUGCCUUACUCCAUGGCCCAACUCGGAUGGGGACCAGGCAUAGCAGUCCUGAUACUAUCAUGGAUAAUAACACUUUACACGUUAUGGCAAAUGGUGGAGAUGCAUGAGAUGGUUCCUGGAAAACGCUUUGACCGUUACCAUGAACUUGGCCAGUUCGCGUUUGGUGAACGUCUUGGCCUUUAUAUCAUCGUCCCUCAGCAAAUCAUUGUUGAAGUUGGAGUAUGCAUAGUUUAUAUGGUCACCGGAGGACAGUCGUUGAAGAAGUUUCAUGAACUCGCCUGUCAAGAUUGCUCACCGAUUAGACUUUCUUUCUUCGUAAUGAUAUUUGCUUCUUCUCAUUUCGUUUUAUCUCAUCUCCCAAACUUCAAUUCCAUCUCGGGUGUCUCUCUUGUGGCCGCCGUCAUGUCUCUUAGUUAUUCGACGAUUGCUUGGACAGCAACAGCUGCGAAGGGCGUCCAAGAAGACGUUCAAUAUGGUUACAAAUCAGGCACGACAGCGUCAACGGUCUUAAGCUUCUUUACGGGACUUGGGGGCAUUGCGUUUGCUUAUGCAGGUCACAAUGUGGUGCUUGAGAUCCAAGCAACAAUACCUUCUACUCCAAGUACCCCUUCUAAAGGUCCUAUGUGGAGAGGAGUCGUGGUUGCUUACGUGGUUGUAGCCUUGUGUUAUUUUCCCGUCGCUUUAGUUGGAUACGGUGUUUUUGGAAACGCCGUUUUGGAUAACGUUUUGAUGUCGCUCGAAACGCCCGUUUGGGCCAUCGCAACCGCUAACUUGUUCGUCGUUAUGCAUGUCAUUGGUAGUUACCAGAUAUUUGCGAUGCCGGUUUUCGACAUGGUGGAGACAUUUCUGGUUAAGAAACUAAAUUUCAAACCCUCUACAAUUCUUCGUUUCAUCGUACGAAAUGUUUAUGUUGCUUUAACAAUGUUCAUUGCCAUAAUGAUACCGUUCUUUGGCGGCCUUCUCGCUUUCUUUGGGGGAUUUGCGUUUGCUCCAACAACGUAUUUCCUUCCUUGCAUAAUGUGGCUGCUAAUCUAUAAACCAAAGAGGUUUAGCCUGUCGUGGUGGACCAAUUGGGUAUGUAUAGUGCUUGGAGUUAUUUUGAUGAUCUUAUCAUCAAUAGGAGGUUUAAGGCAAAUCAUUAUUCAAUCCAAAGAUUACAGUUUGUUCUCUUGAUUAAAUUCGCCCUAGCUACUAACACAAUCUACCAUAGAAAAAAUGGGCUUUCUUUAUCAAAUACAAAUUUAUCAAUUUUUCAUUCGUGUUUUGAGUGUUAAACGGGACUUUUCCCUUAUCAAACACAGAUUUAUCAAUUUGUCAAAUUAUGAAGAUAAUGAGUAUAAUUUUUUGGGAUUUCUAGGAAAAUUAGGGAUCAUAAGACAUUUUUGGCCUUUUCUAUGAUUACUUUACAUAAGAAAAACGGCAACGUUCAUUUUUUAGUUUUUUUUUUUCCAAACGGCAACGAAUGAUGAAUACACACAAGGAAAAAAAACAGACAGUUUAUGAGCUACACAACAAAAUAUUGAAAUCUCUGGUUAAGUAUCUUACAUUAAGAUUAUAUGUAUAUAUAGGUGUAUACAAUGAUAAAGAAGAAUCAUAAGCUCUAAACUAA